ACGGCCCAUGUAUUACCUGGAGCUGGUGUUGGGCCAGUUUAGUGGCCGGGGACCCAUCAAAGUCUGGAAAUGUGUGCCGGCGCUCAAAGGCAUAGGUUUCGCGCAAAUGUUUUCCACGGCUUAUAUCAUCAUUUUCUACAACUACUUAAUGGCGUUAACCAUCUACUACUUCACCCAAUCUUUUCAAGACCCGCUACCCUGGACUGAGUGCCAACCGGAGUGGUCGCCCACCGGCACCUGCAGUGCCAACACCACCACCACUACAUCUCCCAUAAGCUCUGCGCCAGACAUUAGGUUCUUAGGCGACGACGACGCCAUUCAGUCCCAGAAAUCAUGGGCUGAACUUUACUAUGAGUUAGUGAAGCACGUGUUGCACAGGUCGUCCGGUUUGGAUGACAUGAAUUGGAUCAGCUGGAAGCUAGUUUUGUGUCUCAUGGGCUCCUGGGUUAUGGUCUACCUCAGCAUUAUUAAGGGCGUCAGUUCCAUGGGAAAGGUGGCCUACUUUACGGCAGUAUUCCCGUACGUGGUGUUGAUCGCACUGUUAGCCGUGGCGCUCACUACGGAC
Oppiella nova is the source of this 565-nucleotide messenger RNA. NCBI's taxonomy places the organism in Eukaryota, Metazoa, Arthropoda, Arachnida, Sarcoptiformes, Oppiidae. The record is from the annotation of a GenBank genome assembly.